Molecule: messenger RNA, 1768 nt
Organism: Abrus precatorius (Indian licorice)
Lineage: Eukaryota; Viridiplantae; Streptophyta; Magnoliopsida; Fabales; Fabaceae
Product: cytochrome P450 71A1-like
Exons: 2
Coding region: 14-1549 (511 amino acids)
Molecular function (GO): iron ion binding; heme binding; monooxygenase activity
Source: RefSeq, a predicted model, not a curated record
GAUUGAAAAAAUAAUGGCUCCCAAACAAUGGCCUUUUGAGCAAAUGAAUGAAAUGUUCUUCCCAACCUUCUAUUUAUCCCUUUCCUUUUUUAUCACUAUAUUAGUAAUGAUUAAGCUCGCAAGAAAAACCAAAACCAAUCUGAACUUGCCUCCAUCACCACCAAAACUACCAAUCAUAGGCAAUCUCCAUCAGUUAGGAACACUACCACACCGUUCCUUUCGUGAACUCUCACUCAAGUACGGUGAUGUGAUGAUGUUGCAGUUGGGGAAGAGCGAAACACCAACUCUGGUGGUUUCAUCUCCACAAGUAGCCAUGCAAAUAAUGAAAACCCAUGACAUAGCUUUUUCAAACCGACCCCAAAACGCUGCUGCAAAAAUCAUACUCUACGGAUGCACAGACAUUGGGUUUGGGCUAUAUGGAGAAAACUGGAGACAGAAAAGAAAAAUAUGUGUUCUCCAAUUUUUAAGCAUGAAAAUGGUGCAAUCAUUUCGUAGCAUCAGAGAAGAGGAAGUUGCUGAGUUGAUGACUAAGUUACGUGAAGUAAGCUCAAGUGAUUCGAGUUACGUGAAUCUUAGUGAGAUGAUUAGGUCAACGUCAAUGAAUAUUGUAUGUAGAUGUGUUCUUGGACGCAAGCAUUCGGGAGAUAGUUACAUGAAAGUGGAAGAGGCUGUAAGGAAUAUUAUGGUUCAUCUUGCAGCUUUCACUGUGAGAGAUUACUUUCCGUUGUUUGGUUGGGUUGACGUUCUCACCGGAACAAUCCAGAAAUAUAAGGCUACCUUUGAAGCAUUAGAUGCUUUAUUUGAUCAAGCAAUGGCAGAACACUGGACAACACACUCAAAAGACAAAGGCUUCUUGGAUAGUCUUCUCCAACUUCAACGGGAUAGUAGCAUGCUGAACUUUGAGCUCACCAAAAAUGACAUCAAAGCACUUCUAAUGGACAUGUUCGUUGGAGCAACUGAUACUACUGCAGUAGCGUUAGAGUGGGCUGUUACAGAGCUUAUAAGAAACCCAAUCAUAAUGAAAAAAGCACAAGAAGAAGUGAGAAAAGUUGUAGGGCAUAAAUCAAAUAUAGAGGAAGAUGAUAUCAAUCAAAUGCAAUAUCUAAAGUGUGUAAUCAAAGAAACUCUAAGGUUACAUCCACCUGCUGCUCUUUUGGCUCCUCGAGAAACAAUAUCAAGUCUGAAGCUGAAUGGAUAUGAUAUUCCAGCAAAAACAAUGGUAUAUAUUAAUGCAUGGGCAAUUCAGAGAGACUCAAAAUUUUGGGAAAGCCCAGAAGAGUUCAUACCAGAGAGAUUUGAAAACAGUGAGGUUGAUUUUCAAGGCCAACAUUUUCAGUAUAUUCCUUUUGGUUUUGGGAGAAGAGGAUGUCCUGGACUUAAUUUUGCACUUGCUACUGUUGAGUAUGAGUUGGCUAGUCUUCUUUAUUGGUUUGAUUGGAAACUCCCUGAUGAUACACUUAAUCGAGACAUAGAUGUGAGUGAGAUAUUUGGACUUGUUGUCUCAAAGAAAGUGCCACUUAAUCUUAAACCAAUAGCCUUUUCGUUUUAAUCUAAAUUUUAAAGCUUUGUUCUUAACGUGAUUAUUGUUGUAAAUACCUUUCCUUUGUAUGGUGUGUUGUUUAGAUACUACGUAAGUGCUGUUCACCAUGUAUUUAAAAGGUGAUAAAUUUUAUGUAUGCCUGAUAUGUAAUUAUAAUUAUAUGUCUGGUCAUAUGUCAUAUACUGUAUUUGUUAAUUAACAAAAUAUAACUCUGUCAUUUUCUUCCUU